Molecule: messenger RNA, 324 nt
Organism: Ostreobium quekettii
Lineage: Eukaryota; Viridiplantae; Chlorophyta; Ulvophyceae; Bryopsidales; Ostreobiaceae
Source: the annotation of a GenBank genome assembly
AUGGCGGUUUGUGGGAGCGUGCGGCGAUCAGCGGCGCUCUAUGUUUGGUCCCUUGCGAUCGCUUGUGUGCUUCCGGCCCUGCCACCGUGGCAGCUCUGCAGAGGAAGCGGGGCAGGGGUGACCUCUCGUCGACGACUGGCGUGGCUCGCGAUCACUGUGUCGCUUGCAAGACGCGACCGCGUGGGCGCCAGGAACGUUGCCGUCCUGCAACGUGCGACAACUGCCUGUGUGGUAACAUCUCAUGGCGUCGGCUUGGAGCCGCAGUGGGGCGUUUUCGGAUCGUGGGACAGGCAUUGCAUUGUGUGCGGCGUCAGAGCUGCAUAG